Messenger RNA from Manihot esculenta (cassava), 969 nucleotides. Its product is annotated as probable calcium-binding protein CML45. Gene Ontology annotation, molecular function: calcium ion binding. Lineage: Eukaryota; Viridiplantae; Streptophyta; Magnoliopsida; Malpighiales; Euphorbiaceae. Bases 382 to 897 code for a protein of 171 amino acids. The transcript has a single exon. The record is from RefSeq and is a predicted model, not a curated record.
GUUUAUAUCAGAAGGAAAUGACAUAAAUAAAGGAAACUUGUAAUCACAUUUCCUCAGGGGUUUCUACUUUUCCUCUAACCAAAAUUCUAUUGGAGCUGAACUAGCCCGCUGUUUAAUGUUGUCUGUUUCAGUCUGGCAAAGAACAGUCAUUUUCUAACUAUAAUUCAUUGUUUUCUUAAUAUCAAUCUCUCGGCACAGUUUCCAGGAAGUUGAUAGCAAGAUGAUGACAUGAUUUUUGAGACAUGUACAGACUGACAGACGACUUCGACCAAUCAAGAAAGUAAAUCUGUUGACUUGUUUGUUUUAAGAACUAAGAAAAAUAGAAAAUAAUCCUUAUAUACAAAUCUAAUCUCCAAGCCAUUUCAUUUUGCUCCUUCAUCAAUGGAGAAGGUGAUAUCAACUCUAAUCUCAGCCUGGCUCAAAUUUCUUCAUGCUAUUCUCUCAGAUGUCUUUCUCUUUUAUUCUCAACACUUGAAAGAAUUUAUCAGUUCGAUACACAACGCACCCACCAAAGAACAUGAAGAAAAGCUGCUCAUCAGUGGAGAAGAUGUGAAGAUGGUGAUGAACAGACUAGGAAUAUUGCUAGAAUGCGACUCAGAUGGAGACGAUAAGCUUCGAGAGAGGUACUCUGAGAGUGAAGUUUCAGGAGUGUUUGAGGAGGAAGAGCCAAGCUUAGAGGAAGUGAGAGAUGCUUUUGAGAUUUUUGAUGAGAAUAAAGAUGGGUUCAUAGAUGGUGAAGAGUUGCAUAGAGUUUUGUGUUGUUUGGGAUUCAUGAAGGAAGGAUCAUUGCAGGUGGAGAAGUGUGAAGAGAUGAUCAGUGCUGCUGUUCGAAAGUAUGGAUCAGAUGGAAAGCUUGAUUUUAAUGCGUUUGUCAGAUUUAUGGAGAGGUGUUUUUGAUGAAAUACCCAAUUUAAUUUGAUUGUGUUUUGUAUAUGUAGUUAGUAAUUAUGUUUUCUUAUUUCAUUAGCA